Messenger RNA from Dibothriocephalus latus, 978 nucleotides. NCBI's taxonomy places the organism in Eukaryota, Metazoa, Platyhelminthes, Cestoda, Diphyllobothriidea, Diphyllobothriidae. The record is from the annotation of a GenBank genome assembly.
AUGCAAUCACUGCGAAACUUGGGGGACUUGGUCGACUACGUCCACCCAAAUUAUGUCAAGUCCGCUCUACAUCAAGACGCCUUGGAGAUGGAGGAUUCAGAGGUGAUGACCUUUCAUUCACGUAGUCUUGUGGGCCAGUUUUUGCGGAAAUUUUCCACGGGAUUUCAGCUUCUUACCUUCGAGCAGACGGUCGCUUUUAGCGACGCCUUCUUCUCGUUCUACGACAAUUCCAUUCGGGACAAGAUAACUAACCUCUCAGAUUUAUCCAAAUGCGCCGCUCUGAUGACCUCGUCGGACGGCCACCUGAGUGCGAAUCAGGUGAUCAAGUUUUCUGAGGAUGUGUGUAAGAAGGCCGGACAAAUUGGAGCGCUUUCACACCAGGAAUGCCAGAGACUGACCGAAACCCUGCAAAACUUUGCCGAGGUCUACCCGGAUAUGGCUGCCCCCCACUUUGCAUCUCACGCGCUUGCUCUCCGUCUUCGAAACUUCACAACGGCUGAGACAGAAUUGUACAAGGCCUUUGAAAUGCAAAUCGCCGGAAAGUCACACCCCGCUAGCGCAAAAGAUUUAAAACCAGCCGACGCAUGGACGCAGAUGGCUCUGGCUUCGGCCGCGAUGCAUCACUCCUUCGGGCACGAACGACAAGCUCAGUCCUUUUUGGAACAAGCCCUUCGUCAGGCAUUGGAAACCAAUAAUACCGCCUCUUUGCGUCAAGUUCGGGCGGCACAUGAGGUCAUCUGUUCGUUUGGUGAACCUUUUCGAUAUGGCUCUUUGGAUGUGGAAAAAAGGACCACUGGACCAACGGAGCUUCUGUUGACUGAACUUCGCACCAAAAUGCUGAAACAACUAGCAGAUGGAGCUCCACCUUCAAGCAUUCUUCUCUCCUUCUUCAACUCAGAGGUCGCAGCCCGAGUUGAAGCGAUGGCUGUCAUCCUCCUCGAUCUAGCGCUGAUUGUUGCCUAUCAUGGUUGCAGGUAA